Danaus plexippus (monarch butterfly) is the source of this 3205-nucleotide messenger RNA. RefSeq names its product synaptotagmin-10-like. The record is from RefSeq and is a predicted model, not a curated record. Bases 13 to 1509 code for a protein of 498 amino acids. Gene Ontology annotation, molecular function: SNARE binding; clathrin binding; calcium-dependent phospholipid binding. The transcript is spliced from 11 exons. NCBI's taxonomy places the organism in Eukaryota, Metazoa, Arthropoda, Insecta, Lepidoptera, Nymphalidae. Gene Ontology annotation, cellular component: membrane. Gene Ontology annotation, biological process: calcium-ion regulated exocytosis; regulation of calcium ion-dependent exocytosis; regulation of dopamine secretion.
CCGCCGUCAGUGAUGGGCGUACCGCGAGUCACUAGCGCCGCGCCAGCCGAGCUCGAGCUCGGGAGAGCUAGGCGACCCCACCUGUUGAUCGUCGACGACUCGAGGCAGGCGCGCGCCAGCGAAGAGGUUUGGCCGCCUGAGGGUUUGGAACUACAAACGAACGUGAGAUCAAACUCAGUGGACUACGCAGCAGCGUUGAUGCUAGCAGCAAUGGCGGCCGUUCUGUUAGCUGCUGUUGGAUACCAAUGUGCUGCCACCUGGAGGUGGAUUAUGGGAAGAACUCGACGUGACUCUGAAGAUAGCAAUUGUGAUUCCCUCUCCCGACAAGCAGCUAUUCGCAUCAGCCACUCGCUCCCCGACCUUCAGACGGAACCCUUGAAACAGGAGUACGUACAGGAACACAAGGAUGCUGGCAAGAAGGUGCUGCGCCAAACGACGCUUCCUAUUGUACCAGAUCGUCACCAAACAUUCCAACGUCAACUUUCACACCGACUGGAUCUUCCAUCCAUCCAAUUCAGCAUCUGCAGUCUAGAGAGAGCGGAUUCUUCCAUUGGACUUAUAAAGCCGGAAUUAUACAAGAACGAGCUUGUCCGUCAAUCUUCUACUGAUAGCGGUGAACUUGAAUUUUGCGGAAAACUCCACUUCGCUUUGAAGUAUGAUCAAGAAGUUGAGGCUUUAGUCGUAAAGAUAUUCGAAGCUCGGGACUUGCCAAUUAAGGACGUGUCUGGGAGUAGCGAUCCUUACAUCAAGGUGUUCUUGUUACCAGACCGUAAGAAGAAAUUCCAGACCAAAGUGCAUCGUAAAAAUUUGAAUCCCGUGUUCAAUGAAACUUUCUUGUUUAGUGUUGCUUAUGAAGAACUCCGUCAGCGCUUUUUACAAUUCUCCGUAUACGAUUUUGAUCGCUUCAGUCGUCAUGACCUGAUUGGACACGUGGUGUUGAAGGGACUCCUUGAGUCAGCUGAUUUGCAUCAAGAGAUUGCUUACACUAUGAACAUAUUGGCGCCACCACAGGAGAAAAAGGACCUGGGAGAGUUGAUGCUUUCUCUAUGUUACUUGCCGACCGCGGGCCGCCUUACUGUCACUGUUAUCAAGGGCAGAAAUCUGAAGGCAAUGGACAUUAAUGGAUCUUCAGAUCCCUACGUCAAAAUAUGCCUGAACUGUCAAGGGAAAAGGAUAAAGAAGAAGAAAACGACUGUCAAGAAAAAUACCCUCAGUCCGGUGUAUAAUGAGGCAUUAGUUUUUGAUCUACCCGCCGAAAACGUGUAUGACGUCACUCUACUUGUCAAGGUCAUCGAUUACGAUCUGAUUGGUCCAAACGAGCUAAUCGGUUGCACGGCAAUCGGUUCUUCACUAAUCGGAAUCGGACGCGAUCAUUGGCUGGAGAUGUUGGAUAACGCCAGGAAGCCUGUAGCACAAUGGUAUCCUCUAAACAAGAGCCCUCCGACAAAUAUCAAUUUACCAGCUAAUGAACAACAGAAUACACCACUGAGCUGUUUGAACACAAGAUGAAGGGAUAACAGGGACAAGGUAUAUAGAAACAACAAUGUUAGUAUCAGUAAAGGAUGUUUUAGAUACGGUUCUAAAGAUGCCAAAGUUUAGUUGUAGAUUAAUAUGUUUAGAUUGUUAUUCGUGGGAUAGUAAAUGUUAAUUACACAAGAAUAUAUUUUAUCUGUUGAAAUACUCUUAGAGUAUAUGUAUUCUGUAGAUUAUGAUUGUUUAAUAUAGAAAUAUAUAAUUUGUAGACGUUUCAGUGUUUACGUAGACUUUUCUUAGUUAUAAAUGUUAGUGUCACAUACGUUCAUUGAUAUCUUAACAUAUGUUUUUACGUCAUUUCUUAAAUAUUUUUUAACACAAAUAUCUGUAAUUAAAUAGACAAGAUUUAUCUCUAAACGCACAUUUCAAUUCAAGACUUGAUCUUAUCAUGUACAUAUUAAUAUUAAGAUGUAAUAAACAUAGCUGUUGUCUUCUAUUGUGUAAGUUUUAAAUAUCGUGAGAGAAUAAGUUAAAGAAAUAUUUAUAUUUAUUCCCAUAAUAUAUAUACUCUGAAUAUUAUAUAAUAUUAUUUUGCAACUUCCAUAAUUUAUGUUCUGUUAGCGAAUGUUCCGAACAUUCUUUUCGUGUCUGACAAUAAGUAGAGAAACUUUCAUGCAAGCCCUUAUUUUCUUUUAGAUUUCAAUAUUAAAAUUAUUGUAAAUUGUUAUUCAUGUCUAUGUAAGAUGAAAAUGAAGCUUUAAAUUAUGGUUAAAUUAAAUAUAAAAUAUAUAUAAAAAAAAUCUAUCAAUAUGUAUCAAGAAUAAAGAGAAAAUUUGUUUAAGUAUUUCUUCAAUUAAAAUAUCCGCUUAGAGUGUUUAUAUUUGUAUAAACUUUUAAAAAAAUUCAAGAAAAACCUUUUCGAACUAUGUUAAAAUGUGUAAAAUAGUGAUAUAUAUUGAGAAUCGAAAUAAGGGGUUUCUUAUAUGACCGCAUAUUCCAUUUGCUGUAGUUUCAUUGAAAGAUGCUAAAAGGGUUAAUGCUUCAGCGAUAUUUGCUAUCCAUUAAAAAGGUAAUGUUAGUAAAAAGCUAAUGGUAACACAUUACCCACAUAUGUAAAUAACUAAGACUUUAUAAUGAAAAAUAUCUUUUAUUUCCCUACUAUUUUACAUUUUCAUUUAGAAUGAAUGUUACUUUAUUUAUACAAUAUAAAUGUUAAAUAAAAAUAACUUAUUGCGAGUAAUUUUAUAUAAAAUAUUAUGUAUAGACUUUUGCUAUGAAACUAUGCGUAUUUAUAAGAUGUCCAAAUAUCUUAAAAUAUAUUAUCAAUUACUUCUAUGAUAUAUAUAUCUUAGCGGAUCAUUAUUCUUAGGUCAUUUGGAGCAUUUACUAACUAUUUAAAAAAAAUGUAUUCAUUACAUAUCUUUGAAGGAAUUAUUUCUUAUUCUAAAAUACUUUUUUAAGAACAAAUGAACAAGAAUAUACUGUAUUGAUAAAUUUUAAACGUCACGAAGUAUAUUAUAUUCUAUGACCCUAAAUAAUUAUUGUAAGUAAAACCUUAGAUGUGGAACGGCUUUGGAGAUUAAUGUAUUGCUUUCAAAAUUUCCACAAUAAAUUUAAUGGUCCGUUCAAUGUAUUUGAACUAUUUAUUUUUAUAUGAGAUGUAGUGUAUCGUUUAACUGUGAAUCUGUACUGUAGUCAUACUUCUACUGGUUUAUGAAAUUAAAUGUUGAAU